Molecule: messenger RNA, 308 nt
Organism: Trichechus manatus latirostris (Florida manatee)
Lineage: Eukaryota; Metazoa; Chordata; Mammalia; Sirenia; Trichechidae
Gene: TOMM5
Product: translocase of outer mitochondrial membrane 5
Exons: 2
Coding region: 76-231 (51 amino acids)
Cellular component (GO): mitochondrial outer membrane translocase complex
Source: RefSeq, a predicted model, not a curated record
AUUGAGCCGAGUUCCGUGUGCUAACAAGGCACCGGGGAGAGCCCUGCCCCUGGAAGCUCGUAAGGCAGAGCUGCGAUGUUCCGGAUCGAAGGCCUCGCUCCGAAGCUGGACCCAGAGGAAAUGAAACGGAAGAUGCGCGAGGACGUGAUCUCGUCCAUACGGAACUUUCUCAUCUACGUGGCCCUGCUGCGAGUCACUCCUUUUAUCUUAAAGAAAUUAGAUAGCAUAUGAAGAUUUGGCAUCACGUGUGAAUUCCUGAUAAGAAGAACCUGGUUCCGGUAUCUGCUCCCAUCUGCAAAUGAGUAGAC